ACUUGGGCUCGUGGCGUUUUCUCCCGAUGCGACCGCGUUGUUGCAAAGUUUCCUGCGGCCACGUUAGCGUGUUGUCGUUGCACUUUAGAUUGUGUGCCAGCGUUCCAGCAUUCGGGGAGGACUGACGUACGACUCAGUCCGUCGUGUUGGUGGCAAAAGCCGCACGCGCGUGUUUUAUAACGCCGAGGACUCGGUGACCCUCAUGGAAUAAGCCCAGCCUUCAUCUGCUGUCGCUUUUGUGCUAGAUCGGGGCUUUUGUGUUAGUGCUCGCUUUGAAGGCGGUUGUUGACUCGCUCGCGCACCAACACGAGUGUCCCCGCGUUACACGCAAACCACGUGCUCUCUGUUAUUUUAGCCGUCGCUCGGGCACUUCAGCUCCGUGGGUUUCGGGUCGGUCUCGCUUGACGCGCGAAAGAUGCGUUCGCUGGCCUGAGAAGUUGAGCUCCGCGCGUGCAACGCAGUUGAGGCGUUCACGGGCCGCUUUCCUGGGCGUCAGGGGAGACGCUCCUACGAACCUCGCUGGCUGGAACGCAACAUGCCCAUUAGGCGCUUCGGGGGUCACAGGUCUCUGGUCGCGCACUCUCAGGUCCCCAAGCUGUCGUAUGGUUACGCGAAAAGCAACAUGUCGAGAAGCGGCUACCGUGUGUUCUCCGCAAACUCCAGCACCGCCUGCACCGAGCUGGCCCGACAGAUCACGGAGCGUCUGGGUGUGGAAUUGGGCAGGUCUGUGGUUUAUCAGGAGUCAAACUCAGAGACUAGAGUGGAGGUGAAGGAGUCUGUUCGUGGCCAAGACAUCUUCAUCAUUCAGACCAUUCCCAGAGAUGUCAACACUGCCGUCAUGGAGCUGCUGGUCAUGGCUUAUGCCCUGAAGACCUCCUGUGCCAAGAACAUCAUCGGGGUCAUUCCCUACUUCCCCUACAGCAAGCAGUGCAAGAUGAGGAAGAGAGGCUCCAUUGUCUGCAAACUGCUAGCAUCCAUGUUAUCUAAAGCUGGCCUAACUCACAUCAUCACCAUGGACCUCCACCAGAAAGAAAUCCAGGGCUUCUUCAACUUUCCAGUCGACAAUUUAAGAGCCUCCCCCUUCCUCAUCCAGUACAUCCAGGAGGAGAUUCCAGACUACAGAAAUGCCAUAAUUGUUGCAAAAUCCCCAUCAGCUGCCAAGAGAGCUCAGUCUUACGCUGAGCGGCUUCGACUUGGCCUGGCUGUGAUGCACGGCGAGGCCCACCACUCGGAGUCGGACAUGGCCGACGGUCGACAGUCUCCGCCGCUGUCACGCACCACCACAGGACACACGGGCCUGGAGCUGCCAUCAAACUGCAGACACCAUGUCCCAUUCCCUGGGAUAGAGCUCCCAAUGAUGAUGGCGAAGGAGAAGCCACCAAUUACGGUUGUCGGGGACGUAGGAGGAAGAAUUGCCAUCAUUGUUGAUGACAUCAUAGAUGAUGUGGAGGACUUUGUCGCAGCAGCAGAAAUCUUGAAGGAGAGAGGCGCGUACAAGAUCUACAUUAUGGCUACACACGGCCUGUUGUCUGCAGAGGCACCCAGGCUGAUAGAGGAGUCUGCAAUAGAUGAGGUGGUGGUGACCAACACGGUUCCUCAUGAGGUGCAGAAGCUGCAGUGUCCAAAAAUCAAAACGGUGGACGUGAGCAUGAUCCUGGCCGAGGCCAUCCGGCGCAUCCACAACGGCGAGUCCAUGGCUUAUCUGUUCCGCAACAUCGCCGUGGACGACUGAGACGACCCACACACGCACUACUACAUUCCUGUAGAGCUAACCCAGCGCACAGGGAUUUAAAUAAGAUCCUUUCUCCUGUGUUUGCUCAGCUGAUUAACUGACAAAAAGUACUGUAUUGACUGUAUGUCACAAGUAACUCGUUACCCUGUUGCAUACUGUAGUGGGUCUGACCUGCUGUACCAUCUGAUAGCAUGAACAGAUCAACACCCAAUGUACUGUACCGCUUUCCAUCAGGCUGGAGAAUUUGACAAAUAAACUAUUCUUCUUGAAUGAA
This is a messenger RNA of Betta splendens (Siamese fighting fish), 2006 nucleotides long. Its product is annotated as phosphoribosyl pyrophosphate synthase-associated protein 1-like. Bases 536 to 1732 code for a protein of 398 amino acids. Gene Ontology annotation, cellular component: ribose phosphate diphosphokinase complex; cytoplasm. Gene Ontology annotation, molecular function: magnesium ion binding; ribose phosphate diphosphokinase activity. The record is from RefSeq and is a predicted model, not a curated record. Gene Ontology annotation, biological process: 5-phosphoribose 1-diphosphate biosynthetic process; purine nucleotide biosynthetic process. Lineage: Eukaryota; Metazoa; Chordata; Actinopteri; Anabantiformes; Osphronemidae. The transcript has 11 exons.